AUGUCGUUUCUGCCGCGGAUGGCGCUGAGGCGGGGCGGGCUCGGGGUCCGGCCGCUCCCCGCCCGCCGCCUCCACCGCCGGCCCCCGCUCUGGGGCGGCCCGGGACCCCCGCCCGGGAGCGUCCCGUCCCCGCAGCCCCCGCAGCCCCCGCAGCCCCGGAGGGUGAAGACCUUGUCGGAAAUGCCGGGGCCCAAGACCCUGGCCAACCUGGUGGAGUUCUUCUGGCGGGACGGCUUCGCCCGCAUCCACGAGAUCCAGCAAAAACACAGCCGGGAAUACGGGAAGAUCUUCAAGUCUCACUUCGGCCCCCAGUUUGUGGUGUCCAUCGCCGACCGAGACAUGGUGGCCCAGGUCCUCAGGGCCGAGGGGCCGGCCCCGCAGAGGGCCGACAUGGGAUCCUGGCAGGAGUACAGGGACCUCCGCGCGCGAGCCACGGGACUGAUUUCGGCGGAGGGAGAGCAGUGGCUAAAGAUGAGGAGUGUCCUAAGGCAAAGAAUUCUGAAACCCAAAGAUGUGGCCGUUUUUUCUGGAGAAGUCAACCAGGUCAUCGCUGACUUGAUUAAGAGAAUCUACACCCUCCGGAGCCAAGAGGCGGAUGGGGAAACCGUAACCGACGUUAACGAUCUCUUCUUCAAGUACUCCAUGGAAGGAGUGGCCACCAUCCUGUAUGAGUGCCGUUUAGGCUGCCUGGAAGACCCCAUCCCCGAGCUGACCUCGGAGUACAUCGAAGCACUGGAGUUGAUGUUUAGCAUGUUCAAGACCACCAUGUAUGCUGGGGCCAUUCCCAGGUGGCUCCGUCCACUCAUCCCGAAACCCUGGAGGGAAUUCUGCAGAUCCUGGGAUGGACUCUUCAAAUUUAGCCAAAUCCACGUGGACAAGAAGUUACGGGACAUCCAGUCCCAACUGGAUCGAGGGGAGAGGGUCCGAGGGGGACUCCUCACCCACCUGCUGCUCAGCAAAGAGCUGACGCUGGAAGAGAUCUAUGCCAACAUGACAGAGAUGCUCCUGGCUGGAGUCGACACGACUUCUUUCACUUUGUCCUGGGCAGCGUACCUGUUGGCAAGACACCCAGAAGUCCAGCAGUCCGUGUACGUCCAGAUAGCCAAUAACCUGCACAGAGACCAGGCCCCCACUGCCCAGGAUGUUCCCAGGAUUCCCCUGGUCAGAGCGCUGCUCAAGGAAACCCUCCGGUUAUUCCCAGUAUUACCAGGAAAUGGCAGAGUCACCCAAGAAGAUCUUGUGAUCGGCGGCUAUCUAAUUCCCAAAGGGACCCAGCUGGCCCUGUGUCACUAUGCCACCUCUUACGAGGAUGAGAAUUUCCCUCUGGCGACGGAGUUCCGGCCCGAGCGCUGGCUGAGGAAAGGCAACAUGGACCGAGUAGACAAUUUUGGUUCCAUCCCCUUUGGUUACGGAAUUCGCAGCUGCAUAGGAAGAAGAAUAGCCGAACUGGAAUUUCACCUCGUCAUGAUUCGGUUGCUUCAACACUUUGAAAUCAAAACAUCUCCCCAAACUAAAACGGUUCCUGCCAAAACGCAUGGACUUCUGACUCCCGGAGGCGCCAUCAACGUGAAAUUUGUCAGUCGGAAGUGAAACUCGAUGUUUCCGAACGUUUCCGCGGGCUCUUUGCCGGGGGCGGGGGAGGAUCGUCUUCAAUUUCCCGGACUGAGGCUCAGCGAUCUCUCAUCUCGCUGGUGACUUGAAAGGAAUCACAAGAUCUGUCCGUGUUGAGGGCUGGCUUGAUUCCUGAAGGAACUUCAAGAUUCUAUUUGCUGCAGGAAAGAGCAGUCUACAUCUCUGGGAGAGAAUGUCUCUUUUACCGUACCAGUCCAGAAAUUGUCUUAGCCUGAUCCUGGGGCCCGGUGCCAUUGUAUUUUGUUGUCCAUUACAUUUUCUUCCUCUUGGAUUGCACUGUAGUUUUUUUUUUUUUUUAACGUUUUCCUAAACGGUCGGGAAAGGAAGACGAGUCUAAAAGUGUGAGUUCCUUUAUCAGGUACAAAAGGUGGGGCGUGUGUUCUCCGACAGCUACUUAAAGAGGGAAUGUUGGCAAGCAGUUGCUAUUAUUUGCUUGGUAAAUUGAGAGCUUCCGGUGAUUUGGGGAACUACCAUCCUUUUGAGAGGAGAAAGUCCAGGUCCUUACCUUGGGCUGCAAGUUUCAGUUCUGAGGAAGAAAAGCACCACACCAACAAAACCAAAUUUUUAUUCCUUUCUGUAAACUGACAGCUUUUACACGGGCAAGACCCACUGAAGCCAGAAGACAUGAAAAUGGAAGGAGAAAACGGCCCAGUAAAAUUAGAAAAGGCUUCAUGAGUUCAAAUGCCAAGAACGCCCACUUUCCCUGUUCAAUUUGAGUGCUUCCCUGAGGUGACACAAAGCCGCCACAUAAAAACUAGAAUCCGAA
Messenger RNA from Ornithorhynchus anatinus (platypus), 2398 nucleotides. RefSeq names its product cytochrome P450 27C1. The record is from RefSeq and is a predicted model, not a curated record. Gene Ontology annotation, molecular function: iron ion binding; heme binding; oxidoreductase activity, acting on paired donors, with incorporation or reduction of molecular oxygen. Gene Ontology annotation, cellular component: mitochondrial inner membrane. Lineage: Eukaryota; Metazoa; Chordata; Mammalia; Monotremata; Ornithorhynchidae. The transcript has 10 exons. The coding region runs from base 1 to 1590 and encodes 529 amino acids. Gene Ontology annotation, biological process: cortisol metabolic process; cellular response to peptide hormone stimulus; cholesterol metabolic process.